Messenger RNA from Parastagonospora nodorum SN15, 2943 nucleotides. RefSeq lists its product as hypothetical. The record is from RefSeq and is a predicted model, not a curated record. Gene Ontology annotation, cellular component: extracellular region. The coding region runs from base 1 to 2943 and encodes 980 amino acids. Gene Ontology annotation, biological process: carbohydrate metabolic process. Lineage: Eukaryota; Fungi; Ascomycota; Dothideomycetes; Pleosporales; Phaeosphaeriaceae. The transcript has 5 exons. Gene Ontology annotation, molecular function: chitinase activity; chitin binding.
AUGCGUGAUGGCUUCAUACCAGCGGGCGGCACAGUCAAGCCCCCGGCUGGUCAUGCAGUCGUGGCCCUUACCUCCACCGUCUCCGCAGUCUACGCCCCCGGCGGCAGCAACAAUGUUGUCAUGUACUGGGGACAGGGAAAUGACCAGUACCCUCUCUCGGUUGCAUGUGCUGACCCUGCCAUUGAUGUUGUCACCCUUGGCUUUGUCAAUGGUUUCCCCUCCAAGGAGGGCGAGUACCCGGCCACCAACUUUGCUAAUGCAUGCUGGGGUACCUACUACCCUGACCCUUUUGACUCCGAGAAGAAAAGCGGGCUUCUCAAGGAUUGCCCAAGCAUCAACGAGGGCAUCGCUGUCUGCCGCAAGAACAACAAGAAAGUCCUGCUUUCUCUUGGUGGAGGACUGCCCACCAACUACUACCUACCAGACGAGAAGACCACUACGUGGUUUGCUAAGUUUCUCGUUGGGGCUUUCGGGCCCAAGCAGGACGGCUGGACGGGACCCCGUCCUAUUGGCGAUGAAUUCGUCGACGGUUUCGACCUCGAUCUUGAGGCUGAGGCUUCGAAAGUUCCCAGGCCAGAACUCAUCUCCGCCAACUACGGCUUCCUCGUCAACGAGCUGAAGCGUUUCAACAACGACUUUCUCAUCACCGCAGCUCCGCAAUGCGAGGUUCCUGACAUUCGCCUCUUCGAUGCUAUCAAGAACGCGCAUUUCGACAUGAUCUUCACUCAGUUCUACAACACUCCCAAGUGCUCGGCGAGACAAGGAUUCAAGGAACUCACGCCCAAAAAGGGUGAUCCUCCCUCUACCUUCACCUUUGAGAACUGGGCUGUCUGGCUCAGCGAGAAUUCAAAGAACAAGGCAGUCAAGCUGUACUUGGGCUUGCCAGCCAGUCCUAAAGGUUCUCCUUCUUACCAAGACCAUUACCUUAAGCCUAACGAGGCCAACGAUUUGGUCGCCAAGUGGCGAUUUGCUCAGAAGACUUCACCCUUCUUUGGUGGCAUCAUGCUCUGGGAACACAAGGUCUCUGCCGACAACGUCAUCGACUGCAAGAACUACGGCGCGUGGAUGAAGGACAUCCUGAGCAGCAAGUUUGGGUCUACAUGGACUAAAGGAUGUGUCAAGACCAGCUCUUCCGCUACCGGCUUCCUCGACUCCUGCUUCCUCCACCUUGGCGUCAUCUACUCGCGUCUCUUCGAGCAGUGCAUCCUCCACCCCUGCUUCGUCAAGCAUUGCUUCCUCCAUCCCCUCUUCGUCAAGCAUCGCCUCCUCUACAUCCGCUUCUUCAAGCAUUGCUUCCUCCAUCCCCUCUUCGUCUACGUCGCCUCGUCCAUCUCAGCUUCUUCAAGCAUUGCCUCCUCCACCGCUGCUUCGUCCACCGCUGCCUCGUCCACCGAGUCUUCUUCAAGCAUCGCUUCGUCGACCCCCGCCUCUUCCGCACAGGGUUCAUCCACUAUCGCCUCUUCCUCCACCGUCUCGACCACCUCUGCCGCCGUCUCCCCAACCGCCACCAUGCCCACUGUUGAUGGCCACUGCGGUGACCAAGGCCAUGGCAUCGUCUACACUUGCCAUGGAUACAACAACGGUAACUGUUGCAGCCAAUACGGUUACUGCGGUGGUCUUGGAGAUGCCGGAGCUGCCUACUGUGGUGAAGGUUGCAACCCCUUAUUCGGUGAGUGCGACAACACCUCGCAGAGCAGCUCUGUUGCCUCUUCGACAUCUGUCGCCUCUAGCUCGGUUGCUUCUUCUAGCACUGUGGAAUCUUCCAGCGCAACUGAAUCUUCCAGCACCGUUGAAGCUUCCAGCACUGUUGCCUCUUCUAGCUCGGUCGCUUCUUCAAGCGCUAUUGCGUCAAGCUCUGUCGCAUCCAGCUCGAUAGUCUCAUCCACCGCCACUUCUGCCUCGUCUUCUGCUUCAGUCUCUUCCAGCUCGUACUCUGAGACCACCCCUGUUGCUACCUCGUCCGCCUCCCAGUCUUCGGUCAUCGAGUCCAGCACUCUUUCUGUCCCAUACCCGUCAGGAAACAUCACCUACACACCUUAUCCUACCGGUUCGGCCAGCAUUGUCUACCCUGAGGACGUUAGCAAGUCUCUGUACCCCCAUUCCAGCCAGACUUUGACCUACUCGUCCCAGAGUGGUGUUCACUACCCAGCUGGAAAUGCAACUACUCCUUGCACCACUUCUACCGCAGCACCAAGCUCCAGUUCUCCUGCCCCUAUGUACGGUGCUUCAUCAAGCGCACCUGCUCCUGUCUAUGGUGGACAAUACCCUCCUUCAGUCACCAGCAUGCCCGGUCAGAACUACCCCUCUUACCCUGCCAGCUCUACCGUGAAGGUCAUCACCACCACCUACGUUGACGCUUGCGAGACUGGUAUCACCACUAAGACCGAGACCAUCACCCAGACCGUCUGCAACAAGUGCAAGGGCGACUCAGUCACCUCUGUCUACGUCUGCAACAAGUGCGGCCCAGCUGUCGUCACCUACACCAUCACCAAGCCCGCUUCUCCAGCCACCGACGUUCCCGUCGUUCCUACCAUGCCCGUACAGCCAUCCAGCCCUAGCCACGGUGGUGACAAACCUCAGUCUCCUGCAAAGGAAUCUACCCCAAGCUACGGAGGUGAAAGGCCUCAUAACACUCCUACCUAUGAGGUCCCCAAGAAGCAAGAGGUCCCAGGCGCGUCUACCACCGUUGAGAUUGUCUAUAUUACCAAGACCCCUAUCCCCAUGGCGCCUACUGUCCAGCACACCCCUGCCAUGCCCUACCCAUCUGCUCCCGUGCAGAAUGGUACCAGCGGCUACCCUGUCAAGCCUUCUGGCACUGGUGUUGCUACUCCCACUAAGCCAUCGUCGUACACUCCUCCAGCUCAGUUCACCGGCGCCGCGUCUCACCUCAGCGCUGGCAUGGCUGGUCUCUUGGCUGUUGUUGCUGGCCUGUUUGUCUUGUAA